Macrobrachium nipponense is the source of this 3314-nucleotide messenger RNA. RefSeq names its product 6-phosphofructo-2-kinase/fructose-2,6-bisphosphatase 1-like. Gene Ontology annotation, molecular function: ATP binding; 6-phosphofructo-2-kinase activity; fructose-2,6-bisphosphate 2-phosphatase activity. NCBI's taxonomy places the organism in Eukaryota, Metazoa, Arthropoda, Malacostraca, Decapoda, Palaemonidae. Gene Ontology annotation, cellular component: cytosol. The record is from RefSeq and is a predicted model, not a curated record. The transcript is spliced from 11 exons. Gene Ontology annotation, biological process: fructose metabolic process; fructose 2,6-bisphosphate metabolic process. Bases 772 to 2367 code for a protein of 531 amino acids.
ACUAUGAAGGGAAGAGGAGACUAUAGGUAGAACUGGGAGUCGGAGCCAUAAACAACUCAGACGAGGUGUAGACGCGGCAGCGAAAGGGUAUACAGUGGCUUAGCUUAAUCUUCGUUAUUUCGUUACUUUUCUUUUUCGUUAUUAAAGUACACUCAUGUGUAGCGAGGUGUUGGCAUCGACAGUCAUUGUACAUCUCGACACGUUUCCGUACCAUAAAGAGUACGGGUUACCGGAAGGUUACAGUGAUUCAGUCGUCUUGUGGUUGUAGAAUUUAACAAAUCAAAACAUCGGACAGGGAAUUUCGUUUUAGUCCAGACAGAUUGGUGUUUCCUGUGUCUGUCUGCCUGUUGUGCCCAAAAUAAUUGUCAUUUUCACAGAACCUGAGGUUUUAUCAACUUACUUGAUGACACUCUUAUCCAGAAAGUAGGAAAGAUCGUGCACGACUAACGAGUGUUCAAAACAAGAGAAUCUCUAUUACUACCUACUAGUUUCAGUUGUCAGUUAUUCGAUAUUCUCUGAACUGAAGGACAGGAAGACCAUAGAUAUCCCCAGGUACCUAUAGGUAUAACACCCAGUUCGCGACUGAGUAGUAUAGGUAGGUAAACCUACCUAGUUGAUUACCGAGACUGCUUCGAUAAGUACAGAUUUGUCGCGGAAGGGCAGGAUAUCUUCCACUGCAACGAAUCGGACCGAAUACCUAGCCACAACUUUCGAAAGUAACCAACCAACGAAUUCUGUAACACUAUAAGUCUUCGAAGUUUGUAACAGAAAAUGGCCCCAACCAUGGAGCCAAAUGUUGGUGACGACGAAUCGUGGCAUCGUAUCGUUAGAGAGCAUCCAGUAAUGAGGAUGUGCAGGAAUGAUAAAGAGUCUGGUAUGGAGUACGUGAACAUUCCUCACGUGGUGGCCAUGGUGGGUCUGCCUGCACGUGGAAAGACCUAUAUAGCUAUGAAGCUUGCCAGGUACCUCAACUGGGUUGGCUUGCCCACUAAAGUUUUCAAUGUAGGAGAUUAUCGACGUCAAGCCAUCGGAAGUUACAAAGGACAUGAUUUCUUCCAUCCCAGCAACAGAGAAGGCACCAACAUUCGCAACAAGUGCGCUUUAGAUGCGCUUCAGGAUGUGUGCGAGUUCUUAAAAUCUGGUGGAAUGGUUGCUGUGUAUGAUGCCACAAACACAAAUAUGGAGCGCCGUCAGCUAAUUCACCAUGUGAUUAGUGAACGUAUGGGUUAUAAACUGUUCUUCAUUGAAUCCGUAUGCAAUGACCCAGCCCUUAUUGAAACAAACAUCAUGGAAUGCAAAGUGACAAACCCUGAUUACACAAACAUGGAAAAAGAAGAUGCAGUGAAAGACUUUUUAAAGAGAAUUGAGCAUUAUCGCAUUACUUAUGAACCAUUAGAUGAAGAAAGAGAGAGUGUUUACAGCUUUAUGAAGAUCUUUGAUGCUGGACGAAGAGUGGUGGUACACAAACAAGAAGGACAUAUUGAAAGUCGCAUCGCUUAUUACUUGAUGAACAUCCACAUUACGCCACGAUCAAUAUAUUUAACUAGGCAUGGUGAGUCAGUCUUUAACCAACUUGGCCGGAUUGGAGGCGAUUCUGAUUUAUCUCAUCGUGGAAGACAGUAUGCUAAUGCUAUGGCAAAGUUCAUUUCCAACCAAAACAUUCCCAACCUUCGCGUAUGGACAUCUUGCAUGAAGAGAACUGUUCAGACUGCUGCUGGUAUAAGUGCACCACAGGAAAGGUGGAAAGCAUUAAAUGAGAUAGAUGCUGGUAUAUGUGAAGGUCUGACAUAUGAAGAAAUUCAAGAGCAGUAUCCAGAUGAAUUUGCUGCACGUGAUCAAAACAAAUACUCUUACAGAUAUCCACGUGGAGAAUCAUAUGAAGAUGUCGUUGUGAGACUUGAGAGUGUUAUUAUGGAGCUAGAACGUCAAGAGAAUGUUUUGGUAGUAGGACAUCAAGCAGUUCUGAGAUGUGUUUUGGCCUACUUUCUAGAUAAGCCUGCCGCUGAACUUCCCUACAUGAAAGUUCCUCUUCAUACACUGAUCAAAUUGACUCCUCAGGCGUAUGGUUGUAAAGUUGAGUUUUUCAAAAUCCCAAUUGAUUGUGUGGACACUCAUCGGGCCAAACCUGUGGUAACGCGCAGUGAUGAAGGCAAGGAAGAGGACAUGAGAGGAGCAUCUUCUGGAGUAGAUGUUAUAGAAGGAACACAAGUCAGGGUUUUAGAAGGUCUUGUGGAUGAAUUAUCUGUUCAUGAAAAUAAUACUUACAACUAUGAUCAAGACUUGGAAAGCCCACAGGGAGCUGUAGGUGGAGUUCAGUUACAGGAGUCUGCUAGGGCCCUGUCGGCAUUUAGACGGCCAAGGGACUGAAGCAUUUCUUAGGUAUCACAUAGGCUAGACUGUGAUAUCAUAGUUUAAAAUGGAAUUUGAAUGAGCAGACAAAUUGGAGGUGUUUAAAGAAAAAUUGUUUUACAUCUAAAAGCCACUUUAAAUAUUCUGAAUGACAUGCACUGCAAAGCAUGUUUCUAGAAAUUCCUUGCUUCCACCUUUUGUCAUCCAUUUUUUUUAGAUUAUAAAACUGUAUAAAACUUCCCUUUUCCAAGUGACUAGCUUUUAAAGUAUACAAUACAGUAUACUAAGAUGACAUUUCUUGACUUAUUUAAAAGUUCUACUAAUUACCAUACCUGUAAUUACAUUAAUGAUUUUAAUGAAUGUAGGUUGUCUAGGUUAAUGGUUAAAUGAAGUUUUUAGAAUCCAUGAUUAGAUAGCAGGAACUGGAGCACAACCUAUUUUAUUUUUAUAAGUCAAACCUAAGCAUCAAGUAAAUUAGUACUGGUUUGGCAACAUGAGUACAUAUUGAACUUUUGUUCAAAACUGUACGUUUGAAACUUUCUAUUUAGUGUAUUGUGAUUACUGUUCUUAAUUCUUAACCAUAGGGAAGAAUUUGAAUUAAUUAAUUCCUGUCAAGAAACUCUCUUAAAACACUUUAACAGGAUCAAGUGUCAAUUGUGCCAUGUAACAUGAUUGCAAAACUAACACUGCCUUAGUUACCGGUACCCAAUAUUAAUCCUAUAUUUUUAAAAUAGAAUAUUCUUUUAUGCUUUUAGUGAAGAAAAUUGUUUAUUGUAGUUUUUUAAAUUAAAAGAAGAUACUAUCUGGAUAAACCUGAAUCCAUCCUUUUGAGAAACUCCGGUUAGUUUGAAUUGAACUAAUGACGGGGCACAUUAGAAAAUAUUUCUCCUUAGUGACAGGCAACCAAUGUACUUAUUAUCUGUGACUUAAUUGUUAUCAGAAAAGUGUGACACCUUAGAAUGAAA